ACUGCAGUUUAUUAACCAAGACAAACUAAAACACUCAAUAGAUUUGUGGAACAACCUCAACAUAGAAGACUAGAAACAUCUCUACAAAAACCCAAAGAUAAGAACAUGGGAGCUCAACAAGUUUGGCAUCUUUCUUUCUUGUGGACCUGGAUAUUUGUCUGUUUGUUCCUUUCUGAAUGCACAGGAAUGGACACACCAAAACUCAGCAUGGACAGCUCAGUGUUUGUGGGAAUAAAAGGCGAAGAUCUCAGCAUUGUCUGUUGGUUGACGAUGCCAGCAAACCAAAGCCGUGACUCCUUCUCAUGCUCCAACCCGCUCCAAAAAGUGAUAUAUAAUUCUGAAAUCCCUGAGAAUAGCCUGGAACUGAGGCGCAUGCUACCAGUGAUGCUGAAAACCCUGAGCAUUUCAGGAGAAUACAGCUGCCGAUAUAAAACAGCCAUAGUGUAUUGGUUUCUUCGUCUGAGAGAUGAGGGCUACAGGCAGCAGGUCUAUAUGGAUAACCCAGGGAUCAUCGUGGUCGCCGUCUUCACGGGUGUGCUGCUGGUUUUCAGUGUGGUCGGCUCAGUGUAUGUCUUCAGAGGACAUGGGAAAGAACGUGGCGACAGCGGCAGAAAACGAAAGCAGAACAGAGAAGAAAUGCAGCAGAGAGAGGUGGAGGAAGACAACAUGGAUGCAAUAACAGCUCCUUCUACGUCUUUCUAUGCAAGUCUAGAGACUCGACCCAGGUCCAUCUAUGAUGUGCUGGACCACUCAGCUGCUAAGAAAGAGCCAAACCAAAGAAAAUCUAAACCCAAGAAAAAGGAACCGCAAGAAAAGAUGCCACAAAGCCCACAAGACCAGAAUGAAGGCACAUUUGAGUGUGUCUAUGAGAAUUUUUGAAUCAUAAAUAACCAUGUGAAUUGUUGCUUUGUGUUUGACCAUCAGGGCCAGAGUGAGUGCAAAUGUUUGAAAUUAAAUGAUCAUGUUAUAAUAUGUUUCUCUUUCAAAUGCACUGGAGCACAAUUAAAAAAUAGCAUAAAUUCCUCAGCACUGUACUACAGACGUGUACUACAGAGUCUGAUUCCUGCAACGUAUCUUCUUAUUUAAAUGUGUUAUGGCUGAAUGAGGAGUAAUCUACAAGCUACGUGUUUUCAGAAGUCUAAUUUAUGAAUGUAUUUGCAAGAUUAAUGACUAAAAUCAUUUUGGGUUUAUAAUGAUUAUAUACAUAAGGAUAAGUAUAUUGGGUCGAGUUAAGUUAUUUCUUUUUAAUCCAUGCAAUUUCUUUUUAAACAUGCUUUGUAUGUAUUUUAUUCCAAGUAGUGUAUUGUAUUUUAUCUGUAACCUGAGGCUGUAAUAAAGUUUUCUGAUUACAA
Messenger RNA from Trematomus bernacchii (emerald rockcod), 1352 nucleotides. RefSeq lists its product as uncharacterized. Bases 106 to 879 code for a protein of 257 amino acids. Gene Ontology annotation, cellular component: membrane raft. Gene Ontology annotation, biological process: positive regulation of cytokine production; positive regulation of B cell receptor signaling pathway; regulation of B cell differentiation. NCBI's taxonomy places the organism in Eukaryota, Metazoa, Chordata, Actinopteri, Perciformes, Nototheniidae. The transcript is spliced from 6 exons. Gene Ontology annotation, molecular function: transmembrane signaling receptor activity. The record is from RefSeq and is a predicted model, not a curated record.